Homalodisca vitripennis (glassy-winged sharpshooter) is the source of this 699-nucleotide messenger RNA. RefSeq lists its product as uncharacterized. Gene Ontology annotation, biological process: regulation of synaptic transmission, cholinergic; sleep; positive regulation of voltage-gated potassium channel activity. The transcript is spliced from 3 exons. Lineage: Eukaryota; Metazoa; Arthropoda; Insecta; Hemiptera; Cicadellidae. Bases 93 to 530 code for a protein of 145 amino acids. The record is from RefSeq and is a predicted model, not a curated record.
UCCUGUGUUAUCAGUGUAUGUAUAGUGGCGCGCGCCGCGGCAGAUAACUGCAAUGCUGCCAGUCUCGCGUCACUCAGCACCUAAACCUCGACAUGGCCGCUCUUCUUACAGCCUCUGCCUUAGGCGCGCUUCUCGCUCUCAUAUUCGUCCAUACAGGUGAAGCUAUCAAAUGCUUCGACUGUAACAGCUACAAUGACACCCGGUGUGCUCAUGAGAAACCGCCCCCGGAGCUGGAGAUGGACUGCACCAAGAAGGACACAGACAAGAUCAAACACACUAUGUGCAGGAAGAUCACUCAGACCAUCGAGUUUGAAGUCAAUGGCCUGCAGCCGGACACUAGAGUGAUCCGUGGCUGCGGAUGGGACGAGUCCAACUACAAGGGCCGCUGCUACCAGAGGUCCGGGUUCGGCGGUCGACAAGAGGUCUGCUCGUGUACCUCUGACCUGUGUAACUCUGCCCCAGGACUGUCCACUGUCGCCUUCACUCUCGUCGGGGGGCUCUGCCUCGCCCUCGCCAGACACGCGUUAUAGCAUCUUCUGCCACAUUUUCUCUCUCUGUCACACCACACACUUCCCUUCAUUCGCCUUCUCUCCUUCAGUACCUUCAUCUCUUGUAAAUUAGUUGUACGUCUUUGAAUGUAUUAUUAUUUAUCGUUGUUGUACUUUAGUUGUUUUCAAUUAAAACGAUGUCUUUUUGUAA